Molecule: messenger RNA, 1393 nt
Organism: Rubroshorea leprosula
Lineage: Eukaryota; Viridiplantae; Streptophyta; Magnoliopsida; Malvales; Dipterocarpaceae
Source: the annotation of a GenBank genome assembly
CUAGUGUUUCUCUCUUUCUUCUCCCCUAACUAUCUGAGGGGUUUUCGCUAUAAAACCUUCACCCCUUUUUUCUUAACCAACCCAUCUUCCUUUCACACCUAUUUUCUCUUUCUUCUUCCUUCCUAACGUGGAAAAAACUAAACCAGAGCCAAAAAUGGAGUAUACUGGAGUUGCAAGGAGGCCUUGUUUCAUAGAAGAAGAUGAUGGCUUGGCUUCUCUUGCUGAUAUGGAAGCUGGGUUUUCCGGUCAUAGUCACAAUGCUUUCUUUUCCAGGUCUCUUCGUUACACACGGCGGAGUAGCCUGAGGAAUCUCGCUUCCUCCAUUCCUUCUCCGAGAUCUGCUAGGUUCUACGACGCUAGAUUUGAGGAUCAGCAGCCCCAUUUCUUGGAUUCAUGUUUUCUCUGUAAAAAGCCUCUUGGGGAUAAUAAAGACAUCUUUAUGUACAGAGGGGAUACACCAUUCUGCAGUGAAGAGUGCAGACAAGAGCAAAUAGACAUGGAUGAAGCGAAAGAGAAGAACUUGAACUUUUCUUCUUCCAUCACAGCCUUGAGAAAAAAGGACCAGAAAAAAUCUCCUUCGCCAACCAGAGCACAAGACUACCCCUUCAGAACUAGCACUGUAGCAGCUGCUUGAAUUACCUCUCUCUAAGAAAUACCUACCGGAUUACUAGAUAUAAAUAGUAAAAAAAAAAAAAAGUUAUAAAAGAAAAGAAGGGCCAAGGAGAGAGAUGACGAUGAAGAUGAACAAGAAGAAGCCCCCUCUGAGGGGUUUUUUUCAAAAAUAUUUUUUUAAUGAAAAAAUAGAGAGAAAGCUCAAAGCUCUAAAUUGUGAAUCUUGAUAUAUAAGAAGAGGAUGUGAGUUAGCUUGUUUCUACUCUAUGAUAUGGCUCUCUUUUUUUUUUUCUCUCCCUCUCUUUAGAGUUUAGUUUGUUAAUGGCUUGUACUGCUAAUGUAUCCCCAAGGUACUGUAAACAACAAAGGAGAGGAUUUUUAUCUCUUCUUGAUGUAUCCAUAAGAAUGAUAAUCUUGUUUUGCUUUUCCAAUAAAAUUUCAACGGUGAAUCUCAGAGUUUGUUAGGAUGUUAUAAAUUUCAUGAAACUCAAUUUAAUUUUGCAUUUCUUUACCAAUUUUUGGAAGGAGAAAAAGAGGGUUGGAGUGGAAUUUGGGAAAGGAAGAAAAGAGAGCUUUUCUGAGGAAAAGUUUUUGCUUGUUAUGUUAUUAAAGUUUGAGCCAUUUUGAGGAGCCUGCAGCCAGGAAUGGUAGCUAACAGCUUCCCACCAAGGAAACAAGGAUUGAUUCCUGUGCCAGCUACGCUCUGGCCAUGCAGCCCGUUAGACUUCCCUUUAUGGGCUCAGAAUCGGUCAGAUUUUUCUAGUAAAAAUUACAAUGUGCU